Messenger RNA from Aegilops tauschii subsp. strangulata, 730 nucleotides. RefSeq lists its product as uncharacterized. NCBI's taxonomy places the organism in Eukaryota, Viridiplantae, Streptophyta, Magnoliopsida, Poales, Poaceae. The record is from RefSeq and is a predicted model, not a curated record.
CGGAGCCUUCGAGGGCAAGAACGAACAGCGCGUCCGGUCGACACCCACCCACCAGACGAAUAAAGCAAAAACACCGCACGAAGGCGGACGGCACCGAAGCCUCCGACCUCCGAUCCACCACCAACACGACACGAGCUCUUGGCGGAGGAGGAGCUGUCGGCAGCUUCGUCGUCGCGGUCGCCUCGUAGACGUAGGCGCGGGAAGAGAGGCGGAGAUGAGACGGCCGCUCGGCGCAUGCGGCAGCAGAUCCAGCCCGGCCGCUGCUUUCCUCCUGGCCGCCGCCGCGAUCUGCGCCCAGUUCGCCACAGGACUAGCUGAUGAUGCAUCUAAAGACGAGUCAAAAGGUCACACUGGCCAAACAGUUUUGUUUGUCCUGCUAGGAAUUGGUGUAGCCGGUCUGUUGUCAUUCUUCCUUUUCAAGUAUUGGCAGAAGAAGAAAAGAGAGGAGCAACAUGCACGGCUGCUGAAGUUAUUUGAAGAGGAUGAUGACAUUGAGGUCGAGCUUGGCCUUAGAGAUUGAUAAUCUUCUCUGUACAGCAAAAGUAUCUUGGCUGACAAGGUUUUGCUGGCAGAUCAUCCAUCACCUUUGUGUUAAUGUAAAGAAUUUGUUGUAUUUAAACUCAGACAGCCUCCCGAGGAAGGUCUACUGUACCUUAGUUUUAUAUAUGGUGAAUAUCUUGACAUUCACGAUCCAUGAAAAUAGCUCUACAAGUGUCAAGGUUUUCGGAAA